AUGACGGAACAGAAGCAAAAGAAGCUUAUCAUCAAUGCCUUCGUAGAGAUGUGCAGCGGACACCAGUCCCCUGGUCUCUGGAGACAUCCCGAUGAUGAGUCCCACAAGUUCAACGACGUCGGACACUGGGUUGAACUAGCGAAGCUACUCGAGGCUGCUAAAGUUCAUGGGAUAUUCAUCGCUGAUGUUUUGGGUGGCUACGACGUCUACAAUGGAACCCUUGACGCGGCCAUUCGAUCGGGUGCCCAGUGGCCGGUCAAUGAGCCACUUGCAGUGGUCUCGGCGAUGGCUGCGGCGACGAAGAGUAUUGGGUUUGGCGUUACGGUUUCGACGACGUAUGAGCAGCCGUAUCAUCUUGCUAGGAGGCUAUCGACGGUGGACCACCUUAGUAAGGGACGACUCGGCUGGAAUAUCGUGACCAGCUACCUCGACUCCGCCGCCCGCAACCUAGGCUUCACUGAGCAACCCAAACACGACGACCGCUACGCCCAAGCCGAGGAGUACGUCCAAGUAAUCUACAAGCUCCUCGAAUCCUCCUGGCGCGACGACGCCGUAAUCCUCGACCGCGAAAAGGGCAUCUACACCGACCCCACCCGCGUCCGCGAAAUCAACCACAAAGGCCGCUUUUUCAACGUGCUCGGCCCGCAUAUCUGCCAACCGAGCCCGCAGCGCACGCCCCUUCUUCUGCAAGCCGGAACCAGCAAAGCGGGCAAGCAGUUCGCUGCUCAGCACGCGGAGGCGAUCUUCGUUUCAGCACACGCACCGGUGGUUUGUGCGAAGAACAUUGCGGAGAUCCGAGAGCUCGCGAAGACGGAGUUCGGGAGGACGCCGAGUAAUAUCAAGGUGCUGGCGCUUGUGACGCCGAUUCUAGGACGGACGACGGAGGAGGCGCAGGAGAAGUUUGAGGAGUACAAGAAGUAUGCGUCGAGCGAGGGGGCGUUGGCGUUGUUUUGUGGGUGGACAGGGAUCGAUUUGGGGAAGUAUGGGGAUGAGGAGGAGUUGAGGCAUGUGGAGAGUAAUGCUGUCAGAUCGACCGUGGAAGGGUAUGCGCGUUUUUCUCCGGGUACCUCGAAGUGGACUAAGCAUACGAUCGCGGAGCAUAUCAGCAUUGGGGGCAACGGCCCGGUGCUAGUUGGAACUCCUACACAGGUGGUGGACGGACUGCUGACUUGGGUCAAGGAAGCCGAUGUGGAUGGUUUCAAUUUAGCCUACACCCUAUUCCCUCAGUCAUUCAAAGACAUCGCGGAACUUCUUCUCCCCGAACUGCAAUCUCGAGGCCUCUUUUGGGACGACUAUGCAGUUCCAGGAGGCACGUACAGGGAGAACUUCUACCAGAAGCCUGGGCAGUCUGGGCCUCUAGAUGAGCACGUUGCGGCAUCUUAUCGAUGGAAGGCCGAGUAAGCCUGAUCUAGGGCCUAGUGAACUUUACAUCUUGUUUUGAAUUUGAUGAAUGGGCAUGGGGUAGGUCACAUGGUCAAGUAGGAUACCAAAUCGCAUGCGCUAUAGUCCUGAUAUAUGGUCUAGCGGAAUUUAUAUGAG
Messenger RNA from Mytilinidion resinicola, 1539 nucleotides. Its product is annotated as Nitrilotriacetate monooxygenase component A/pristinamycin IIA synthase subunit A. NCBI's taxonomy places the organism in Eukaryota, Fungi, Ascomycota, Dothideomycetes, Mytilinidiales, Mytilinidiaceae. The record is from RefSeq and is a predicted model, not a curated record. Gene Ontology annotation, molecular function: monooxygenase activity; oxidoreductase activity, acting on paired donors, with incorporation or reduction of molecular oxygen. The transcript has 8 exons. Bases 1 to 1401 code for a protein of 466 amino acids.